This is a messenger RNA of Cladophialophora carrionii CBS 160.54, 738 nucleotides long. RefSeq lists its product as uncharacterized. The record is from RefSeq and is a predicted model, not a curated record. Gene Ontology annotation, biological process: ergosterol biosynthetic process. Gene Ontology annotation, cellular component: endoplasmic reticulum. The transcript has 2 exons. NCBI's taxonomy places the organism in Eukaryota, Fungi, Ascomycota, Eurotiomycetes, Chaetothyriales, Herpotrichiellaceae. Bases 1 to 738 code for a protein of 245 amino acids.
AUGGGCAAUACUGCUGCGAAAACUUCCCACCUCGCUUGGAAAUGGUCAAUCGGCCUGCUCAUCCUGACUCUGUUGGCCGGCCUGUACUCAUGGGCUGAUUCCAUCAAGUCCAGGUGGUACAUCUUCGAUCAUACCGAGCUGCAGAAGCUAGUAGACGAAAGCCUGCGCCUGUAUCCCAACUCAACCGCCGGCGUGGUUCACAACAUCGUUUCGACACUUCGCGAGAUACACGGACCAGCACUCGUCGGCGUCGAUCCUUUCCCAGGUGCCGAUCCUAGCAAGCAUGACAUCUCGCCCAUCUCGCCAUAUCCAGAGCAAUGGAUGUUCAACAACGCCGGUGGUGCGAUGGGGUCGAUGUACAUUAUUCACGCCAGCAUCACCGAGUACCUGAUCAUUUUCGGCACGGCGCUCGGAACUGAGGGCCAUUCCGGGCGCCAUACAGCCGACGACUACUUCAUGAUCCUCGAGGGCGAGCAGUGGGCUUACCCAGCACACUCACUGGCACUCGAGCGGUAUCCGAAGGGGAGCAUGCACCAUCUCCCUCGAGGCCAGGUCAAGCAGUACAAGAUGCACCGCGGAGCCUGGGCGUUAGAACUGGCUCAGGGCUGGAUUCCGCCGAUGCUACCAUUUGGGCUUGCCGACACGGUCUUCUCGACGCUGGAUUUCCUUACAUUUGCCCGCACGGCGUGGUUGACGGCCCGGAAGAUGAUCGGCUGUCUGCUCGUUGGCAAGAUCUAG